Fopius arisanus is the source of this 2007-nucleotide messenger RNA. RefSeq names its product Alg3, alpha-1,3- mannosyltransferase (gene Alg3). Gene Ontology annotation, cellular component: endoplasmic reticulum. Gene Ontology annotation, molecular function: dol-P-Man:Man(5)GlcNAc(2)-PP-Dol alpha-1,3-mannosyltransferase activity. The record is from RefSeq and is a predicted model, not a curated record. The transcript has 2 exons. The coding region runs from base 340 to 1668 and encodes 442 amino acids. NCBI's taxonomy places the organism in Eukaryota, Metazoa, Arthropoda, Insecta, Hymenoptera, Braconidae.
CCGACAUUUUCCUCUGUUGUAUCGACAUUCGCAGAGGAAAGCGGUGAAAUUCAAAAUAAAAAAGUUGUUUGAAACAAGCACUAUCGAAAAAGUUGUAAAAAAUAAAUGAACAAAUACAAGUGCUAUAACUUUAUUGUAAAAUCUACUGUAAACCAUCUGUGACAUGACAAUUUGACAUUGAAACUCAUUACCGUCAAUUGCAGGUUAGGUAUCGAGUGUUUGCCCUCAAUUCGACUGAAUUCAGAUGUAGCCCUCAUCCAAAAAUAGUGAAUUCGAGUGAGGAAAAAAUAAUCGGCCAGAUCAAUCACUUAAAAAAUAAUAAAGUGGAAAUAUCGAACAAUGUCGACACGACGAGAUAAACGUGCAUCUCAGAAUGCACCAAAAAAAUUGGAGAAAACGAGAGAUAAGAAAUUGUGGGGAAGAUUGGAAAAAAUUUUUCAGUUAUUCGUCGAUCCAAAGCUACUGACAUUUUUGGCCGUGUUCUUCGUUCAUAUUGAGAUUAUCAUGAAUCUUCUUAUCAUCCACAAUGUAAAAUAUACGGAGAUUGAUUGGAGGGCGUAUAUGCAGGAAGUGGAGGGAUUUUUGAAUGGAACACUGGAUUAUGGAAAAUUGAGGGGUGACACAGGACCAUUGGUGUAUCCCGCUGGAUUUGUUUAUAUUUACUCUUUAUUUUACUACAUGACAUCCAAUGGAAUUGAUGUCAGAACGGGUCAAUAUAUUUUUGCCUUACUUUACAUAGUUUUAUUAGUAUUAGUCUUCCGAAUUUAUGCGAGGACCAAAAAAGUUCCACCCUAUGUUUUAAUAUUAAUAUUCUGUACAUCUUACCGAGUGCAUUCAAUUUUUGUAUUGAGACUAUUCAAUGAUUCUGUUGCCAUGAUAUUUUUAUUCGCUAGUUUGAAUGCAUUUCUGGAUGACAAAUGGUAUUGGGGAAGUGUUCUGUACAGUUUGGCAGUCUCUGUUAAAAUGAAUAUAUUAUUAUUUUCACCUGCGUUAUUGAUAUUUUAUGUAUGCAAUUUGGGAUUUGUCAGGACAAUUUUUCAUCUCGCCAUUUGUGCAACUAUUCAAAUUAUUCUUGGUCUUCCGUUUUUGAUAAAUAAUCCGUACACAUACAUUUGUGGUGCUUUUAAUUUUGGACGCGUAUUUGAGUACAAGUGGACCGUCAAUUGGCGAAUUAUACCACAGGAUUUGUUUCUAAAUCCUGUUUUUCAUAUUACACUGUUGUUCUUGCAUUUGGCUGCUAUCGCUUAUUUCAUUCCUACGUGGAAAACGUACAUGAGAUGUUACGCUAAACUGAAAUUAUACGGAAGAGAAUUGAAGUUACAAAUGAAGAAAGAGACUGAAAUUGAGACUGUCGAUAUGUCUACUGUAAGUCAAUUAUUUAUCGCGCCUCUCUUCGUUGCUAAUUUCCUCGGAGUGAUGUUCAGUAGAUCCUUGCAUUAUCAAUUUUAUGUGUGGUACUAUCAUACCCUACCGUACAUUGCCUGGUGUACACAUUAUUCAGUUGUCACUAGGAUUGCAAUUUUGGUUGUCCUGGAAUUAUGUUGGAAUGUAUAUCCCAGUACUGUUUGGAGCAGUGCUGCUCUUCAUGGUUGUCAUUUGAUGCUAUUGUAUGGAUUGCAUAAAAACCGAGUGAGGUAUGAUAAAUUUGAUAAGAUGAUUAAACAAUAAAACAUGUUAAAUAAAAUGUUAACUUCCAGCUUAUCUGUAAGAAAUUGCAUUAAUAAUAAAAAAACAAAGAAUUUAGAGAAAUAUAUUAGUUUUAUUCAUCAAUGUCAUUUGAGUUCAUAUCUGUAGAAAAAUGUCUAUGUAAUAAUUUCAGAACAUCCACCAGGGAAUAAAAUUCAGAUAAACAACAUCGAGGCUGAUUAUCAAAUCGCAAUUACAGUCAAUACUUUAUAAUUCAACCAUCAUUAAUAUUAUAACAUAAAUAAUAUUUGCAGUGACAACAGGGAAAAACCCCUCAGUAUAUUCUCUGCACGGAGUCUCAUAAAUGUAAUAUUCGAUUCU